AUGCCAAUCAACUACCUUUCCUAUGAUGGAAGAGAAACAGUGCCGAAACUCGACACUAUCCAACAUUGCCUCAUACAAAGCGGGAAAUGUACAACAAAUACAAGUAUAUUUUUAUGGAAUGCGGCAGAAGCUAUAAGUGAAUGCUUAUAUCGAAAAAUUGGGAAUUACCAGGCAAGGAUAUGUGAUGAUCUGUCAUCAUUGAUGAGCUGCAAAUGCCAUUUACCUUUAAAAGUAACAAAACAAUUCGAGAAACUUCAACUUUAUCAAUCCUAA
Messenger RNA from Dracunculus medinensis (Guinea worm), 273 nucleotides. NCBI's taxonomy places the organism in Eukaryota, Metazoa, Nematoda, Chromadorea, Rhabditida, Dracunculidae. The record is from the annotation of a GenBank genome assembly.